Aspergillus udagawae is the source of this 624-nucleotide messenger RNA. RefSeq names its product GFA family protein. NCBI's taxonomy places the organism in Eukaryota, Fungi, Ascomycota, Eurotiomycetes, Eurotiales, Aspergillaceae. The transcript has a single exon. Bases 1 to 624 code for a protein of 207 amino acids. The record is from RefSeq and is a predicted model, not a curated record. Gene Ontology annotation, molecular function: carbon-sulfur lyase activity.
AUGGGGAACGACACAUUAGGAAAUCCUGAGUUUCCGAUGGAGGGCGGAUGCGCCUGCGGCCUCGUACGGUACCGCCUUGAAGCACACCCACUUAUUGUCCAUUGCUGCCACUGCACUUCCUGCCAGCGCGAGACAGGGACAGCAUUUGCCCUGAACGCAGUCAUUGAAUCCUCCCUCAUUACUCUCCUCCCAUCGGCACCAGCAACGGUCCCUGCAUCUGCCCAGUGCAACGCAAAACCAGCCGCCCCGCCAAUCGGGCCGUUUAAAGAAGACUGUGCCGUUGAGCCGGAAACAAUCCUCACUCCGUCUGAAUCUGGAAAGGGGCAGACUAUCGCAAGAUGCCCUAAAUGCCGUGUAGCAGUCUGGUCAAACUAUGGCGGGGCUGGGCCGUUUUGCCGAUUCAUUCGUGUGGGGACGUUGGAUGAGGCGUGGAAGGUUGGGCCGGAUGUUCACAUUUAUACGCGAAGCAAGAGAGGCUUCUUUAUGCUGGAUGAUGGGUUGCCGCAAUUUUCCGGAUAUUAUCCCAGUGUUGACGAAGUAUGGAGCAAACAGAGCUUGGAGAGGUGGGCCAAGAUCUGGCCGGAGAUUGUCAAGUAUAAGGAAAGCUUAGUUCAGCGAAGUUGA